Messenger RNA from Limulus polyphemus (Atlantic horseshoe crab), 757 nucleotides. RefSeq lists its product as uncharacterized. The annotation marks the transcript as partial. The record is from RefSeq and is a predicted model, not a curated record. Gene Ontology annotation, molecular function: calcium ion binding. NCBI's taxonomy places the organism in Eukaryota, Metazoa, Arthropoda, Merostomata, Xiphosura, Limulidae. The transcript is spliced from 4 exons.
CGUCAUAAACGGUUUUGAUAUACGAACCUUUUCACAAAAAUUUACGUUUAUUUGUAGAUAUAUGGAUACCCAGGAUCUCAAUAAACAACCUCUAGGAAUUUUUUAAAGUUUGCAGCCUUUUAAAAAAUUACCUAGUUUGCUUUGAGUAUUCUUAUUUUUCACGUUUCAUAAUAUGAUUCAUGAUCUAAGUGUUACCUAAUAACAGGAAAUUUUAAUUAGCCGCCUACGCCGUAGAACUAGUAUCAAAGUUACAAGCAGCUAUAUUUUUGUCGUGCUGGUACUUAAUAUGGGAGAUUUAAAAAUAACAGACCAGAAAUCUCUUAAGUCUAUUAAAAGUAUUUUAGCCAGUGGAACUGAUCUUUGCAAACUUGGACCAAAAGGAAAACUAUAUUGCCGACAUUAUUAUAUUGAUGUACAGAAUUUGAUGUUGAAAUAUCGAGGCUCAAAAAAAAAGUUCGAUGUCAGCAACCGAAGUUUUUGGACAUUUGUGAUAUUGAAGCUGUAUGUAAAGGGUGGAAAACUGAUGCUCCUAAAAUCUCAGGAAAAAGAUCAGCUAACGAGGAUUUAUUUUUUUAUGUUGUUGUGGAAUAUAAUGAAAUUAUAUACUUCAUGGCACACAGUAUGGAAAUGGCUCAAGGAUCAAUUUCGAAAAGCUGAUGUGAACGGCAAUGGAAGCCUAAACUUUGCCGAAUGUACCUCUUUGCUCAAGCAGCUCAAUAUCUGCAUGGAUAAAAAGCAUGUCAAAGCACUGUUUGAU